CAUGCCAGCAAUAAAUUGUAAAUAAAAGUGCACCUCAAAUAGGUUAAUAAGGUUUGCAUAUCACAUUAAUUUAUAUAAUAACUGAACAAGGUAAUAAAUAAUGCUAUGUUUUUGGCUAAAUAAAGGUAAUAAAUAUUUGCAUUAAAUGUCCAAAAAUAGUUAUAUACAAAACGUUUUAUGUAGUAAUGGACAUUUAAACAAACUAUAUAAUAAACAAGAGUUUUUGGGGAUUUUUAUUCAAAAUUUAUUUAUUAAAAGCAUUUUCAGAAAACAAAGAAUACAAUAAUGGCUACCCUUGUUGCUCCUGAGAGGCCCUCUCCAAUUGAUGAUGCUCAUGUUAUCAAAAAGGCUUGCAAAGGCUUGGGAACCGAUGAGAAAGCUAUAAUUUCAUUAUUGGGUCACCGAAAUGCAUGUCAAAUUAAGCUAAUUAAACUAGCUUACCAAGAAGUGUAUCAACAGGAUCUAAUUGAGCAGCUUAAGUGUGAGAUUUCAGGAGAUUUUGAGAAAGCAAUAUGUCAAUGGGUUUUGGAUCCUAUUGAACGCGAUGCAAUCCUAAUUCACGAGGCCUUGGAUAAAGGAAAACCUAAUUAUAGUUUAGUGGUGGAGAUUGUAAGUACUAAAUUACCUGAAGAACUCCUCUCAGUUAAGCGUGCUUAUCAUAAGGUGUACAAACGUGCCUUGGAAGAAGAUGUUGCAUCUCACACCAAUGGAAAAAUACGAAAGUUUUUGGUGGGUAUUGUAAGCACAUACAAGUACCAUGGUGAUGAAAUUGAUGAGAUAAUUGCACACUCAGAUGCAAACAUUCUUCAUGAUGAAAUACAAGAUAAAGACUCCAUUCAUGAUGAGAUAAUCAGAAUUAUUAGCACAAGGAGCAAGCAACAACUCUUGGAUACUUUCAAUCAUUUCAAUGACAUUCAUGGGACCUCCAUUUCAAGGGCUCUAAGAAACUCCACAAACUCCCAAGAACAUGAUUUCUUUCAAACACUAAGAGUGGCCAUCAAAUGUAUUAUGAACCCUCCAAAGUACUUUGCUAAGAUCUUGCGCAAUGCAAUUGUUGGACUCGGAACAGAUGAAGAUGUUGUUACUCGUGUGAUCAUUACUCGAGCUGAAAUCGAUUUGAAAGAGAUAAAGGAAUUAUACUUGCAGAGGAACAAUAAAUCCCUUGAUCAAGCUAUUGCUGAAGAUACUUCUGGGGAUUAUAGAACAUUUCUUCUAACUUUGUUAGGAAGUGAAGGGUUUGGAGUUACUAGAUCAGUUGGUAACAUUCCUUUGUUAUAAGAAAAAUUAGUCUUUUUGCUUGCAAUAAAUUGAAUAUUAUAUUUAGUUGUAGAUUCUUCUUUAGGUAGUUCCUCAUCUAUUUUAUUUAGUUUUUCAUGCAUUAAAUUAAAUUACAUAUUGGGGGAUCAUAAAAAAAAAUUAGUUUGUCUGUUUUUACUUUGUACUAUCUCUAUUUUGCAAUCAACAAAAAGGAUAAAUUACCUGUUGGUACUAUCUCUUGUUGAUCAAUGGGCAAAAUAGUGAAAUACUAACCAACUUAAUUGUUAAUUUAUGAUUAUAUGAAUUU
Molecule: messenger RNA, 1564 nt
Organism: Amaranthus tricolor (Joseph's coat)
Lineage: Eukaryota; Viridiplantae; Streptophyta; Magnoliopsida; Caryophyllales; Amaranthaceae
Product: annexin D8-like
Exons: 6
Coding region: 286-1278 (330 amino acids)
Cellular component (GO): cytoplasm
Molecular function (GO): calcium-dependent phospholipid binding; calcium ion binding
Source: RefSeq, a predicted model, not a curated record